UUUAUCUCCACCCCCUGGCCGACGUUCCCCCCGCAGCCCCUUUUGUUGUCGUUCUCACGCUAACAUGCGAGAUCCGCAGAGCUCAGCCGACUCGACCGCAUUCCGCCCCGAGUUCCCCUCCGCCAGCGGCCUGCUCGUCCGGAGAUGAGUACAAGAUGUCUGUGUCGGGGCUGAAGGCCGAAUUGAAGUUUCUCGAGUCAAUCUUUGACCCAAACCACGAAAGGUUCCGCAUCAUAGACUGGAAACCGGACGAACUGAAUUGUCAGUUCAACGUGAGCGGGGAGAAGCUGCUGAUCAUCCACUGCAACAUCACGGAGUCUUAUCCCUCAACACCCCCAAUAUGGUUUGUAGACUCCGAUGAUCCAAGUCUGGCAGAAGUGUUGGAGCGCUUAGAAGAUGUCCGCAGAGGCAGAACAUUGCUUCUUCAGCAGUUAAAGCGUCUCAUUUGUGACCUCUGUCGGCUUUACAACCUGCCUCAGCAUCCAGAUGUAGAGAUGCUCGACCAGCCUCUACCUGCUGGCCCCAUUAUUCAAGAACGAAAACACGGGCCAUCUGAUGAGGUGACAUCUGAGGAGGAAGAAGAGGAAGAAAUGGGAGAGGACAUUGACUUGGACCAAGACUUGGACCAUUACGACAUGAAAGAAGAAGAGCCGGUAGAAGGCAAAAAGUCAGAAGAUGACGGAAUCGAAAAAGAAAAUCUUGCCAUCUUGGAGAAGAUUCGUAAAAACCAGAGACAGGACCACUUAAAUGGCGCAGUUUCUGGCUCUGUGCAGGCCUCGGACCGCCUCAUGAAGGAACUCAGGGAGAUCUACAGAUCACAGAGUUACAAGACAGGUAUUUAUUCAGUGGAACUAGUCAACGACAGCCUUUAUGAUUGGCAUGUCAAGUUAAGGACGGUAGACCCAGAUAGUCCACUGCAUAGUGAUUUGCAGGUCUUAAAAGAAAAGGAAGGGGUGGACUACAUUUUGCUCAAUUUCUCUUAUAAAGAUAAUUUUCCUUUUGACCCACCUUUUGUGCGAGUUGUCUCUCCUGUGCUCUCUGGAGGUUAUGUUCUUGGAGGAGGAGCAUUGUGUAUGGAACUUCUCACAAAACAGGGGUGGAGCAGUGCCUAUUCCAUAGAAUCUGUCAUUAUGCAGAUAAAUGCAACUCUAGUGAAAGGAAAGGCCAGGGUUCAGUUUGGGGCCAAUAAGAACCAGUACAAUCUUGCCAGAGCACAACAGUCAUACAAAUCCCUUGUGCAGAUUCAUGAAAAGAAUGGCUGGUACACACCCCCUAAAGAGGAUGGAUAAGGACAUCCGACUACUAUGCACUGGGAACAUGGGUCAAAGUGUCUCAUUUUCUUUGGAGUAUUUCCCCCCGUCUGACUUGUUGGGAGUGCAUCACAUUUCUUGCCUGGUUGGUUCACCUGACAAGUAUCCUUCGUAUGAUGUGAGGGCGUUCCCUGCCCUGUUCAUAUAUCUCCGAUUGUCUUUUCUCCAGUUCGAACGUGGAGGAAACGUUUCUUCUUUAGCUGCUUUGACAAAAUGGACUUUAAAUGGGAACUCUGAAAGUCGUACCGAAGCCCUCAAAAUGGCACGACACCUCACGUGUUUUUAUUGAGCUUUUUUUUUAAAUAUUAUUAUUAUUAUUAUUAACAGGUACACACAUUGUUCUAGCAAAUGUUUUUUUUAUUAUAUUAUGAGCAUCCUAGACAAUAAAUGAGCCAGUUGUCAUAGCUUGGAUGGUUAUGUUCAAAAGGAAAUGACAUACUGCUCUAUCUUCGAAAAAUAUGCAGCGUUUGGGUCCAGAUGAACUAUGGGUUGUCGUGAGAGAACUUGUAAAAAAAAAAAAAAUUCAAAUAGGCACUUCAGUGGUCAUAUGAUGUGAGAUUUGAAAUGAGCAUCAUGACGUGUUAUUUCAGAAUGUUUCAGCAGAAAUAACCAUGCGCCCUUUGCCUUAUUUCUGGCAUCCCUGCAUUAAGUGGCUUUCUAUUGGUUACUUCUAGCAACACUGUUGAUGUGGUUCAUGGUGGUAGUGCAACACUCACUCGUGGCUGUCAGUGGAGAUUGCAUCCCUCUUGAGUAGAAUGCCGCUGAAUUGACUUUAAAGAGUAAUUCAACAGGAUGUCCGGGGUUGAUACUAAUGCGGUUUGUGAGUACCGACCUACUUUGAUUGUAGUGAUUUGCACCUUCCCACAAUCCGGUUAUAUGACUUACCUUUUCAGAUGAAUUUACCUGCUGCUGUAAAUAAGCAUACAAUUGGGAAAAAAAUAAUCCAAUGUUGAUUUUGUAAAUGAACUCAAUUACAAAGUUAUGAACAGUCCAUAAUGUUAUGGUAGGUUUAUUGUAAUGGAGAGAGACACUUAGUAAAAAAAAAAAAAAAAAAAAA
Messenger RNA from Entelurus aequoreus (snake pipefish), 2367 nucleotides. Its product is annotated as ubiquitin-conjugating enzyme E2 Q2-like. The record is from RefSeq and is a predicted model, not a curated record. The transcript has 13 exons. Lineage: Eukaryota; Metazoa; Chordata; Actinopteri; Syngnathiformes; Syngnathidae. Bases 156 to 1289 code for a protein of 377 amino acids.